UGAGCUCAAUCAUAUUUUUUUUUGGGUAAAACCAAGAUCGUUUUCAUUCACAGGUUCAUAACAUGGCGCUCCGUCACUAUGACAGUCAAACACAAACAAAAUUAAAGAAAAUCAAAAUAACAAAGUAUUUUAUCAGUAAAAAGAAUAUUAUUAUCGUUGAUCAAAAAGUGUUUAUUAAAAUUAAUUUAUAAAAAGUUUUUUUUUUUUGCAAAAUAAAAAAGAAAAAAAUAGCACGAUGAAUUUUCAUUUAACCACAAUUGUUUUUCUUGUGUUCGAUCAAAUUAAUAAAAUUCUAACUCAAGGAGUGCCGAUAAGUCCGUGUCCAAAAAUGUUUCAAUAUCGAUUUGAUGGUGCAGAAUGGUUUGGAAUAAUGUCGCUUCAAAAUCCUGAUAUAGGACAAGUGUUGAACAUUAAAGUGACAUUAUCCAUGCGUGGGAAACCGACUACGAAUUAUCUAGGAGAGAUAGAACUUCUAACCAGAGGCCAAUUUCAAGUGGAUACUCCGGUGCUAUAUAAAAUUAAAUUUCCUAAGAAUCCUUAUCCUCCGAAAUUGAUUCAGAUUGCAGCAAAUAAUCAAAUUGUUUGUGUGGGAGCAGCAGAUCUUAGUAUAUUUGUAACACAAAUUCAAUUGGAACACACAAGAAAAUUCACCUUUAUACCAUCUAAUGAGGAAUUUAUACCCCCGUCUGCACUGCAUCCACCACAACUGUCACCACAACCAUCAUCUACUUCAACCCAGUCAUUACCGUCAAAAAUGUCCGGACCAGGAGCAGCUCCAAGUCCAUUCCUCGAAACUUUCGAUACCAAGUUUCUGCCAUUUGCAGCAAAUGAAAAACAUCUCAUGAAACAGACGAGGAAUAUUUGUGGCCGCACGGGAGAGAAUCGACCUCGUUUGUCCAUUGGUGGGAUUGAGAUUCAGACAUCCGGCGAGGAGGAUUUUAACGAUGAGGAAACUCUACCAGCAGCAGCUUCAUCAUCACUCAUGAUAACACGAGGAGCCUGGCCAUGGCUGGCAGCCAUAUAUGUCAACAAUUUGACAUCACUGGCGUACCAAUGCGGUGGAACUCUGAUAUCCUCGCGGAUAGUAAUAAGCUCGGCACAUUGUUUUCACACAAACAAGCGGAAGUAUAGUCCGAAUGAGGUGUUGGUUUUUCUGGGACGACAUAAUUUGAAAAACUGGAGCGAAGAGGGAUCAUUGGCAGCAUCUUGUGAUGACAUAUUUAUCCAUCCAGACUACGAUAGUCAGCUUAAGUCGUAUGACGCAGAUAUUGCUGUGGUUGUUCUUAAGAGUGAAGUUAGAUACAAUGCUUUCAUCCGACCAGCUUGCAUGUGGUCGAGUUCAACAGAUUCACAAUAUAUCGAGGGAGAACGUGGGAUUGUCGUUGGAUGGGGUGCUGCUGCCACAUCAGCAUCAUCAUCUGGCGGGGGUGCACACUCUAGAAACUUAACAUCACUUACAGCCACCCCUCGAGUGAUUGCCGCACCGAUUGUCUCCAAUGAAGUGUGCUUCAAGUCAAAUGAUAAAUUUCGCAGUCUCUCAUCCAAUCGAACAUUCUGUGCGGGUUCACGAAAUAGCAACAGCAGUCCAUGCCGUGGUGACUCCGGUGCGGGGUUGAUGAUUUUCAAGAAUAAUCGUUGGAUGCUUCGGGGGACGGUGUCAGCGUCCUUGCCAUCAGGGUCUUAUGACAAUGAAUCGUCGUGUAAUACAAAUGAAUAUGUUAUUUACACGGAUGUGGCAAAGUUUCUCGAUUGGAUUUUUGCUUUUAUAAUCUAGAAAAAAGUUUAAAUUAGCAUCUGAUUAAAUUUUAUUUUUUUAUUUUUUGUUUGAAGGCGAAGCACUUUUGAAGUUAAAAAAAAACUUAUCGUUUAACUUGAGAAACUAUUAUAAGUAUUUUGUUUUUGUAUUUUUUUAUUAUAAUUUUCAAUAAAGCAACAGAAU
Episyrphus balteatus (marmalade hoverfly) is the source of this 1939-nucleotide messenger RNA. RefSeq names its product serine protease gd. The coding region runs from base 236 to 1774 and encodes 512 amino acids. Gene Ontology annotation, biological process: proteolysis. Lineage: Eukaryota; Metazoa; Arthropoda; Insecta; Diptera; Syrphidae. The record is from RefSeq and is a predicted model, not a curated record. The transcript has 5 exons. Gene Ontology annotation, molecular function: serine-type endopeptidase activity.